GAGGUAAGAUGCUUUCAAUUCAGUCGUGGCUUCAGAAGUUCGUAUGAUAUCAUGUGUUUUUCGCCUCUCUGUAGUUAUCCCACGAACAAUUAAGGAAUUAGCGUUUGCAUAGCAAGCUGUCAACGCCGUGUACCGCACUACUGCGAUGAAUAAUCUAGUAGAGACUCUUAGCAAGAUGUCAUUUUUAGUCGGCGUAACUUCGGGUAUCGGGCUCGGCUUUAUUUUGGGCAUGAGAUUUGGUGUUAGAAAAAGUAUUCGAAAAUGGUUGGCACCCGGCUCGUUCGUACAAGAGGACGAAGGUGCUUACGGGGGCGAAUACAAACUUGUUCUCGUUGUUCGUAACAACGUCAAGAUGGAGAAAGGAAAAGUUGCAGCACAGUGCUCGCAUGCUUCUGUUGUGGCCUACAAGCAACUCCUUAAGCGUAGUCCGGACAUACUGAAGAUUUGGGAGAUGCACGGACAGAGGAAAGUUGUGCUGAAAGUUUCAAGCGAAGAGGAAAUGAUGGCCUUAGCUGACAAGGCUAUCAGUGUGGGACUGACUACCAGUCUGAUACGAGAUGCAGGUCGCACGCAGAUUGCUCCCGGAACAAAAACAGUUCUAGGCAUUGGACCUGGCCCCGAAGAUUUGGUUGAUAGUAUAACGAAACAUCUCAAACUGUAUUGAGAGAACUGCUU
Molecule: messenger RNA, 675 nt
Organism: Ornithodoros turicata
Lineage: Eukaryota; Metazoa; Arthropoda; Arachnida; Ixodida; Argasidae
Product: peptidyl-tRNA hydrolase 2, mitochondrial-like
Exons: 1
Coding region: 146-664 (172 amino acids)
Cellular component (GO): mitochondrion; cytosol
Molecular function (GO): peptidyl-tRNA hydrolase activity
Source: RefSeq, a predicted model, not a curated record